Molecule: messenger RNA, 3391 nt
Organism: Brachypodium distachyon (stiff brome)
Lineage: Eukaryota; Viridiplantae; Streptophyta; Magnoliopsida; Poales; Poaceae
Product: nuclear poly(A) polymerase 4
Exons: 12
Coding region: 652-2832 (726 amino acids)
Cellular component (GO): nucleus
Molecular function (GO): RNA binding; poly(A) RNA polymerase activity
Source: RefSeq, a predicted model, not a curated record
CUCUCUCUCUCUCUGUUUCUCUCUCUACACUCCCCUACCUAUUCGCCUCCCCCUGCCCCGUCGCCUCCCCUCUCUCUCUCCUCCACUCCCCUCGUCUCCGCCCCCGCCGGAGCCGGUGCGGCGGGACCGCCGCCUCCUCCAGCCCCCCUGUGGGCGGCGGAUCGCCGGAUCCGUCUCCGAUCUGGAGGCGCGUCCUCGGCUCCCGCCGAUCCAGCCGGGCGGCGCGGUUCCGAUCUGAUCCGGGCGGCGCGAUCCUGUCGGCUCCCUGGGGGUGAUUUCUGUGGCUGGGGGUUCGGAUUCAGGGGUGGUGGAUUUCCUGGUGAUGUUGGUUUCCCUGCCGUUGUUGUUUGGAUCCGUGUAUCGGAAGGUUCCCUUGGUCGAAUCCGAUUAGUAGACGUGCUUCUGUUGAGACCCGAUAUAAGGGCCGUGGGCUCUGAUUUUCUCCGGGGCUGAUCGUGCUCUCUUCAGUUUCGCGCCAAAGCAUAGAUUUUGGGGCGGUUUAGCUCGAGUUUUCUGGAGCCUUUUCGUGCUUCGAGGCGCCGAUCUGCGCGAGUUAGGGUUUCUGUCCCUUGAGAUUUUUGUCCUGAAGACGCAAGCGCGGAAUAUUUGGUUGCAAUAUCUCGACGGUGUUUGCCGUUUUUGUUAGAUAAGAUGACCACCUCUAAUAAGCCGCUCUCGUUGGCUGGGCCCGUGGAUGCUGAUAUCCAAAGGACGGCGGAGUUAAACAAAUUCCUGGUUGAAGCGGGCCUAUAUGAGAGUGCGCAUGAGUCUGCUAGGCGAGAGGAGGUGCUUGGGGAGCUUGACAAGAUUGUAAAAGAUUGGGUGAAGCAGUUAACUAGUCAGAGAGGAUAUACUGAUCAAAUGGUUGAAGAUGCAAAUGCUGUACUUUUCACCUUCGGAUCAUACCGGCUAGGGGUCCAUGGACCUGGGGCUGACGUUGAUACUUUAUGCGUUGGACCAUCAUAUGUGAACCGUGAGGAAGACUUCUUUAUUGUACUGCAUGACAUAUUAGCACAAACAGAGGAAGUGACUGAACUGCAACCUGUACCUGAUGCACAUGUCCCUGUUAUGAAAUUUAAGUUUCAUGGGAUAUCAAUAGACCUCCUUUAUGCCAGUGUUUCUCUCUUAGUGGUUCCAUCCGAUUUGGAUAUCUCUCAAGAAUCAGUGCUUUAUGACAUUGAUGAAGCAACUGUUCGCAGUCUUAAUGGCUGCAGAGUGGCGGACCAAAUUCUUAGGCUUGUUCCGAAUAUUGAGAACUUUCGAACAACACUAAGGUGUUUGAAGCACUGGGCAAAAAGAAGAGGUGUUUAUUCUAAUGUUACUGGCUUUCUUGGAGGGGUCAAUUGGGCUUUACUGGUUGCACGUGUCUGUCAGCUCUAUCCUAAUGCCGUGCCAAGUAUGCUGGUCUCAAGAUUCUUUAGAGUUUUUACCCAGUGGCGCUGGCCAAAUCCAGUUAUGCUUUGUGCCAUUGAGGAGGAGGAACUUGGCUUUCCUGUGUGGGAUCCGCGUAAAAAUCCUCGUGACAGAACGCAUCAUAUGCCUAUCAUCACCCCAGCAUACCCAUGCAUGAACUCUAGUUAUAAUGUUUCAACAAGCACACUGAGGGUUAUGAUAGAGCAAUUUCAGUUUGGCAAUAAAAUAUGCCAGGAAAUUGAGCUGAAUAAGGCUAAUUGGCCUGCCCUUUUCGAGUCUUUCCAAUUUUUCGAGGCAUAUAAAAAUUAUUUACAGGUUGACAUCAUCGCUGAGGAUGAUGAAGAUCUUAGACUUUGGAAGGGAUGGGUCGAGUCUCGAUUGAGGCAACUGACUUUAAAGAUUGAAAGGGACACUUACGGGAAGUUGCAAUGCCAUCCUUACCCAUAUGAAUACGCAGAUCCCUCCAGACAGUGUGCUCAUUGUGCUUUCUUCAUGGGCUUAUCACGGAAUGUGGGUGUGAAAAUUGAGGAAGGUCAACAGUUUGAUAUUCGUGGAACAGUUGAUGAGUUUAGGCACGAUAUCAACAUGUAUAUGUUCUGGAAGCCUGGGAUGGAGUUGGCUGUUUCUCAUGUCCGGAGGAAGGAGAUUCCGGCUUACGUGUUUCCAGAAGGAUACAGGAGACCUCGUCCUCAGAGACAUGUAAGCCAUCAGCAACAAUCUGAUAAAAAUGACACUGAAAAUGGCAACAUGACUGGAUCUCCAGAUGGUCAGCUCAAGAGGAAGCAUGAUUCAGCUGGGACUGAUGAUACUGAACCUUGCAGAUCUGUUAAGAGAGCUUCAGUCAGCCCUGUUCACCCAAAGCAUGAUUCACCUGGGACUGAUGAUACUGAACCUUGCAGAUCUGUGAAGAGGGCUUCAGUCAGCCCUGUUCACCCAACAACUUCAUCACCUAGCUCUGGGAACAUUAGUGAUGAGGCCACAUGCAACAACCAAAAGAAGAUGAGUUCUAAUGCAAGUGGUGGCAGUCAGAAUUCACAUGGCAGUGGCAACCUAGAACAAGCAAACUGCUCAGGUUCAUCUCCGGCAUCCGAGAAAAGCACGGAUUCUAUUGCAUCGGACUCCAAGUGUGUGAUAGGGGAAACUGUUUGUUCUGGCGAUGUGACAAACAAUCUUGUUACUUGUAUUUCACCUGUCAAUAACAGCACUCCAACUGUAGCAGUGUGUACAACUUUAAAGCGUGUUGCUGAGAAGGUUGUAUCGGAGCUUGUCGGAAGUGAAAGCUUGGGCGGCAACAAUCCGGAGUUGCUGGAGAUAGCAGAAAAGGACAUGGGAAGCGUCCUUGUUGAAAAUGUGCAUUUUGGUGGGAAUGGAGUUACUCAGAGUGGUCUGCAUGAGGAAUUAGAGCUCAUGCAGGUGUGAAUUCGGAUGGAUCUCAGAAGCCGUCAAUGAGGGUUAGUCUGACAUCAACAGCAUGAGGUUGGAGAACGGAGGGAAUGAAGGGUCUGGUGUCUCAGUUGGUAAGUUGCUCAACUCACAAACUUUCCUUUUCGACACAGAUCUGCAAGCAUCGGGGGGACUCUUGGAGGAAGAUGGUGGUAAAAUCAUGUCAGGCAAUGACAUGGCAAAAUCAACAUGGCAAAAUCAACAAAGUUUUUUUCAUCGAGUGACAUGAGAUGUUUGCCAACUCUAGAUCUGUGGGAUGUUCUUUUAUGGAGCUGAGCUUGUUGCGACUUCAGUUGUCAGUAUUGUCUGGAGUUGUGGCGUAGCUGGCUCUAAUGUAUGGACCAAAUGCCAGCAGUCUCCCUGGGUCGACCUGUUUGCUUCCCAAGGAUGCUCUGCUCUGCUGUAGGUCUAGACUAGAAAUAAAUGCGGUACGGUCGUCCUGUACUUCUCAAGCCCCCUUUGUACUCUUCCUCCGCAUGUAAUAUAAGAUUGGCAAGACAGUUAUUGUAUUCUGACGUGUGCUUGCUUUUUUCUC